Drosophila guanche is the source of this 1173-nucleotide messenger RNA. RefSeq names its product zinc transporter ZIP1 (gene Zip42C.2). Gene Ontology annotation, cellular component: plasma membrane. NCBI's taxonomy places the organism in Eukaryota, Metazoa, Arthropoda, Insecta, Diptera, Drosophilidae. Gene Ontology annotation, molecular function: zinc ion transmembrane transporter activity. The coding region runs from base 11 to 958 and encodes 315 amino acids. Gene Ontology annotation, biological process: zinc ion transmembrane transport. The transcript has 2 exons. The record is from RefSeq and is a predicted model, not a curated record.
UGCCAUCGCAAUGGCCAUUUCACAGUUGAUUGUGGCCAAAAUUGUGGCCAUUGUGGUGCUGCUCGUGGUCACGCUGCUGUUCUGCUUUCUGCCCUACCUGCUCGAUCGCUUCUACAAGUGGACAAAGCGCGCCCAGGGCAAUGCUCGUGAGUUUAUGGUGGUCCUGUGCCUGCUCAACUUUGGCGGUGGUGUCCUCAUUGCCACAACCUUUAUACACAUGCUGCCGGAGGUGGUGGUGCUGGUGAAUGCGCUGCAGACAUGCCGCAUGCUGGUGCCCACGCCGUUCGGCCUGCCGGAGGUGUUGCUCUGCACGGGCUUCUAUUUGAUGUUCUUUAUCGAGGAGACGAUGCACUUCUUUGUGCGUCGCAGCCAGCUCAAACAGCGGGAAGUUUCAAAGGUGAUUGUGAAGGUGGAGGUGGAGGAGGGUGAGCAGCAGCAGCCACACACGGAACUGACAGUCGUACAGGAGGAGCUGAAGGAACCCAACUGGCUGCGUGGCCUGGGCAUCAUUGUGGCCCUGUCCCUGCACGAACUGUUUGGCGGCAUGGCCAUUGGCCUGGAGAUGAGCGUGGACACGGUGUGGUUCAUGUGCGGCGCCAUUGCUGUCCACAAACUUGUGCUCGCUUUCUGCAUUGGCAUGGAGAUCAUGAUGGCCCACACCCGCUGGAUAAUUGCUGUCAUUUAUCUGGUCGUCUUCUCCAUUGUCACGCCCAUUGGCCUGGGCAUUGGCAUUGCUGUGAGCGAGACUGCAAACGCGAGUGCGCCGAGCACUGCGUCGGGCAUACUGCAGAGUCUCGCCUGUGGCACGCUCAUCUAUGUGAUUUUCUUUGAGAUUGUUGCCAAGAAAAAUGCCGGCUGGCGUGUGUACAUCUCCUCGCUGGUGGGUUUUGUACUGAUGUUUGGAGUGCAAAUAGCAAUUGGCGAAGCCCAGGGCGGGAGUCAUUAUGUGUGUCCUUAGUGGUUCUCGGAGCUGCUACUGCACUGCUGUGUCUUUGCUAAGGUGAAUUUCUAUUCUCUCUGCGCGUGGUGAAUAAGUUACUGUUCCCACUAUUCACCUCCCGCGUUGCCUGGCUUAUGGCCUAAACCAGCCUCAGCUGGCUUAUUUUUAGCAUUAUUUUUAUGAACUGUGAAUCUACCAUCGAAACAUAUCGUAGAUAAGCCAAUACAAUCCGA